AUGGCUCGCAAAUUAUUUUCUUCGUUAAUAAUAAACCCUAAUAAAAGCUGCAUAAGACCGAUAUUCCUGCAAAGCAAUACAAAUAAACUACAUACAGAGGUAUCAGUAAAAGAAGUUCAAAUUCCUGUGAAAUGGGGGCAUUUAGCAUGUAAACUAUGGGGUAAUGAACACGAACGACCCAUACUAGCCUUGCACGGCUGGCAAGACAACGCCGGUACCUGGGACCCUCUUGCGCCUUUACUAUACAGUAAUAGUAAACGUCCGAUACUGGCCAUUGAUUUCCCUGGACAUGGGCUUUCUUCGUGGAUUCCAGAAGGAAUGCAGUACUAUCCAUGGGAUUUACCACGUUUAAUACUACAAAUAAAAGAUUAUUUUAAAUGGGACAAAGUAUCACUUUUAAGUCACUCGAUGGGUUCUAUAGCUGGCAUGCGUUUUGCGUGUGUGUUCCCAGAUGACGUAGACUUUUAUGUAGCUGUAGAUAGCCUUAUCUUGGACGAUUACGACUUGAAGCAAAUUGUAGAAAAUUUACCAAGCCUAUUAAGAAAAAUACAAAAAACACAGGAACUAAAAGGUGAGCCCCCAGUCUAUACAAUGGAAGAAAUUAUCAAAAUAUGGCAUAUGGGCACAGCGAAGUCAGUAUCAAUGGAAAGUGUCCCUUAUCUAACGAAACGAGGAACGAAAGAAUCGACUACAGUACCUAAUAAAUAUUACUUUUCACGUGAUCCAAGACUAAAAUGCUCUAUAUUUAGUGUCGAGAAUAAAAAAUUUAUUGAGACUUUAAUAAGACGACUAAAGUGCCCAACACUGUACAUCAAAGGCACAGACUCUCCAUAUGGUGUGGACGAAUAUUCUGUUGAGAUGCGUGAAUUAGUUGCAAAGAAUAACCCCGAAUUUGAAAGCCAUUUUCUUCCUGGAACACAUCAUCUUCAUUUAAACAACCCUGAGUUAGUGUUGCCUCAUAUAUUAAAAUUUCUAAAAAAAUACAAGUUUAUA
This is a messenger RNA of Brenthis ino (lesser marbled fritillary), 993 nucleotides long. Lineage: Eukaryota; Metazoa; Arthropoda; Insecta; Lepidoptera; Nymphalidae. The record is from the annotation of a GenBank genome assembly.